AUGGAUAUUAGACUUUUUAACGCUGAAGGUGAAAAUCAUGCCAAAAAGAAAAAAAAAUCAAUUCAAAAGGGGGAUAUGAUUCCAAUUUCAUCAAUAAUUGAUAAAUAUAGGGUUAAAAUUGCAAAAGAAAAUAGAGGCAAGAUAAAACUAACUAUUGAGGCUAUUUUAUAUUGUGGCUUGCAAGGCCUAGCACUUCAUGGCCACAAGGAUUCAGGAAGCUUAAAUUUUAAUAAUAAUGAUAACGAAGAAAAAUUGAUUGUUGAAAUCAAUUCUGCCCCAUGCUUCUCAAUUUUGGCAGAUGAGACCACGGACAUUGUUGGCAUUGAGCAGAUGUCGUUGUGUGCGCGAUAUGUAGAUACUCAUAAAAACAACAUUAUCAAAGAAAUGUUUCUUCAAUUUAUUCCUGUUUCAAGCAUGACUGGGUCUGCUUUAGCUGAUCUAAAUAUAAAUAUGAUACGUGGGCAAGGGUAUGAUGGAGCACUUGCAAUGAGUGGACAAUUCAAUGGACUUCAGGCAUUUAUUAAAAAAAAAUUCCCAACAGCUAUAUAUGUCUACUGUGCUGCCCAUUCACUCAACUUAGCAAUAUCGGAUUCAUGUUCUUUACCAUUGAUAUCAAAUUGCUUAGGUAAAAUAUCUAGCAUCUAUGAGAUGUUUAGAUACCCCAAGCGUCAAAAUAUUUUGAACAAAAUUAUAUCAGAAACUCCUUGCCCAACAAGGAGAAAAAAAUUGCAAAAAGCUUGUCCAACAAGAUGGAGUCUUCGACAUCAAGCAGUAACAGCUUUUAUCGAGUUAGAAGAGCCGAUUAUUAUGCUCUUACAGAAAUAUCACAAUGGUCUGAAAGAGAUAUUUCUUCAGAAGCAAGCAAGUUACUGGAUUCAAUACUUAUACCAAAUUUUUUUUUCGCAUUAG
Molecule: messenger RNA, 909 nt
Organism: Gordionus sp. m RMFG-2023
Lineage: Eukaryota; Metazoa; Nematomorpha; Gordioida; Chordodea; Parachordodidae
Product: zinc finger MYM-type protein 1-like
Exons: 5
Coding region: 1-909 (302 amino acids)
Source: RefSeq, a predicted model, not a curated record